AUGAGCGUAGCAACCCAGAACAUGGCAGGAGUACCCAUACCUCCCGCCCACCAACAUCAGCCUCAACCACAUGCCGCCUCAGAUUCGAUACAAUUACCGCCCUCGCCACCAGAGACCGUAAAUGGAGACGACUCCAAGUCUACCACUUCGACAUCAGAACCAGACUUUCCACUCCCACCACCAGCGAAUACCCCGCCGCAAGUUCUGGAUGUCGACAAGCCUACGCCAGAUGCGCAUGUACCACGAGAUUCGAGACUAAUCCGGCUAACGGGUGUUCAUCCCUUCAACACCGAGGCACCAUUAACAGACCUGUUCAACGAGGGUUUCUUGACCAGCCCGGAGCUAUUCUACGUGCGGAACCAUGGUGCAGUCCCUGAAGUGCAGGAUGCAGAGUGUCUGGACUGGGAAUUCUCAGUUGAAGGUCUAGUAGCAAACCCCCUCAAAAUCACUUUGCGGCAGUUGCUGGAAGAAUACGAGAACGUCACGUACCCUGUCACUUUGGUCUGUGCUGGUAACAGGCGGAAAGAGCAGAAUGUCGUUAGGAAGAGCAAGGGCUUUUCGUGGGGCCCCGCCGGCUUAUCAACGGCGCUUUUCACUGGUGUCGUCAUGAAAGAUAUCAUUGAGAGAGCGAAGCCACUACGGAAAGCAAAAUACGUGUGCAUGGAAGGUGCUGACAAACUUCCUAAUGGAUACUAUGGUACCUCUGUGAAGCUCAACUGGGUCAUGGAUCCAAACCGCGGAAUUAUGUUGGCGCAUAAGAUGAACGGUGAGAUGCUGAGACCUGAUCACGGCAAACCGUUGAGAGCUGUGAUACCGGGACAGAUCGGAGGUCGAAGCGUGAAGUGGCUGAAAAAGCUGAUUAUCACGGCUGAGCCUAGCGACAACUGGUAUCACAUCUACGACAACCGGGUACUACCAACCACGGUCGACCCAGAUGAAGCAGCAAAGAAUUCAAAAUGGUGGAUGGAUGAUCGCUACGCCAUCUAUGAUCUGUCACCCAACUCGGCCAUUGCAUGCCCCGCACACGAAGAGAAACUGGCCCUUUCUUCGAGUCCUGGAUCAUACAACGUUCGUGGCUAUGCCUACAGUGGCGGCGGACGACGUGUGACACGCUGCGAAGUCUCUCUCGAUAAAGGAAAAACAUGGCGACUUGCAAAGAUCAACUACGCAGAAGACAAGUACCGGGGUUUCGAAAAUCAACAGCUAUACGGCGCAAGACUGGACAUGGACUGGCGCGAGACGAGCUUUUGCUGGUGUUUCUGGAACAUAGAGAUUGCCACCGCCGAGCUGAAAGAGGCGGAUGACAUUGUGGUGCGGGUGAUGGACGAAGCGAUGUGCGUUCAACCAAGAGAUAUGUACUGGAGUGUGCUGGGUAUGAUGAACAACCCUUGGUUUCGGAUCGUCAUACACAAAGAAGAUGAUACGCUUCGCUUCGAGCAUCCGACACAGCCCGCGCUGAUGCCUGGUGGCUGGAUGGAGCGCGUCAAGAAGACUGGCGGAAAUCUCACUAAUGGCUACUGGGGCGAGAAGAUUGGUGGUGAAGAGCCGGAGCAUGCCGCUAUUGAGGAGGCAAAAGAGAUCAAGAUGACAAAGGAUGGCGUCGACAAGGUCAUUGAUAUCGAUGAAUUACGGAAGCAUGACAAGGUCGAGAACCCAUGGUUCGUCGUUAACGGCGAAGUUUAUGACGGUACUGCUUUCCUUGAAGGUCACCCUGGUGGUGCACAGAGCAUCGUGAGCGCCGCAGGCCUAGACGCCACGGACGAGUUCAUGGCGAUCCAUAGCGAAACGGCAAAAGCCAUGAUGCCAGACUACCACAUCGGCACGCUCGACGAUGCAUCCCGCAAAGUACUCGCAGAAGGCGAACACGUCCCAGAAUCCAACGAACCGCGGCCCAUCUUCCUUGACUCCCGCACAUGGCGCAAAGCCCUCCUACAUUCCAAGAAGAAGGUCUCCUGGGACACACGCAUCUUCCGCUUCAAGCUUGACCACGAAGACCAAGCCCUCGGUCUCCCAACCGGCCAACAUCUCAUGAUCCGCCUCCGCGACCCCGUCACCCGUGAAGCCAUAAUCCGCUCCUACACGCCUAUCAGCCAAACGUCACAAAAAGGAUUCUGCGACGUGCUCAUCAAAGUCUACGCCGACACCCCUGACCGUGCUGGUGGCAAGAUGACAAAAGCACUCGACUCUAUUCCUACGGGUCACUGGGUCGAUUUCAAAGGCCCAAUCGGCAAGUUCGAAUACCUUGGUCGUGGCCUCUGCGCUGUUAAUGGCAAGGAGAGGAAGGUAAAGCGCUUUUUCAUGAUCUGUGGUGGAAGCGGCAUCACGCCUAUCUUCCAGGUCUUGCGUGCUGUUAUGCAGGACAAAGAGGAUACUACGUAUUGCACUGUGCUCAACGGCAACCGCCUAGUGGAGGACAUCCUAUGCAGGGAGGAUCUAGACGCGUUUGCUAGGGGCAAUACAGAGAGGUGCAAGUUGCUGUAUACGUUGACGCAAGGGCCAGAGGAUUGGGAAGGCUUGAGGGGACGAAUUGGUGCGCCGCUGCUCAAGGAGCAUUGUGUUAGGGAUGAGGGUGAGAGCCUGGUGCUUAUUUGCGGGCCAGAGGCUUUGGAAAAAGCCGCACACAAGGCGCUGAACGAGCAGGGUUGGAGUGAUGAGGAGUUAAUGUUCUUUUAA
This is a messenger RNA of Alternaria atra, 2673 nucleotides long. RefSeq lists its product as uncharacterized. NCBI's taxonomy places the organism in Eukaryota, Fungi, Ascomycota, Dothideomycetes, Pleosporales, Pleosporaceae. Gene Ontology annotation, biological process: nitric oxide biosynthetic process; nitrate assimilation. The record is from RefSeq and is a predicted model, not a curated record. The transcript is spliced from 5 exons. Gene Ontology annotation, molecular function: molybdenum ion binding; heme binding; molybdopterin cofactor binding. Bases 1 to 2673 code for a protein of 890 amino acids.